AUGGAUGAUAAGGGAAAAGAACUUUGUCCGCGCUUGAUUGACUACUUGGUAAUAGUUGGUCGACGUCGUGGAAAAUAUAUAUCACAGACAAGUAUUAGUGAUGCAUCACUAUCAUCAACAUCACAAAGUAUCACAACACCUGAAUUGUUAAGGCGUUAUCCAAACAAUGAUCACAGAGAUUUUUAUCUGCCAAUCGAUGUUACAGUAUUUUGUCAACCGGAAGGAUGUGUUACAAAAGAAGUACCACGGCAUUCACAUUCUCAUCGAGAAAUAAGCAGUUUUGUAUUCACGUUGACAGAGAAAGAUUCAGCAAAAAUUCGAUAUGGCAUUUGCCUAAAUUUCUUACAAAGUUAUGAAAAGAAUCGUGCAGUAUCAACGGAUGAUAAAAGCGUUUUGUAUAGUAAUCGUUCUCAUAAAAGAUUGGAUCAAAGGCUUUCAUUAACAAGCUUAUGCUUAAUUAGUCAUCAUCCAUUUCUUUCCACAUUUCGCGAAUUAUUGUUGCUAUUGAAGAAAUUGAUCGAUGGUUGUGGCAAAAGACUUAGCGAAGAUGGACAAUAUUCAAAGGAUAUAAUUUGGGCAAUACUAACGGGUUGUUGGACGGAACCAAUUCCAGCCCGCGUAAUGCAAGAUAUUCGAGAGUUGGAAACGUGGAUUCUCAUGCUAUUAAGUGCACCAGUUUCUGUUCCAGGAAAAACCAAGGUACUUUUGGAGGUGUUACCAUCAAAUAUUUUGCCAACUUUUGAAUUCGCUCUUCCCGAUCAUACACGAUUUUCUUUUGUUGAUUUUCCACUUCAUUUACCUCUCGAACUUCUUGGAAUUGAUACGGCUAUGAAAGUUAUGGCUGCUAUAAUGCUUGAAUCAAAGGUAGUUUUACAAUCACGCAAUUACAAUGCGGUCAGUAUGUGCGUGUUAGCACUUGUUGCAUUAAUGUAUCCAUUGGAAUAUAUGUUUCCCGUUAUACCUUUACUUCCAUCUUUUAUGCCAUCAGCAGAACAAUAUCUUUUGUAA
Messenger RNA from Acanthocheilonema viteae, 1008 nucleotides. Lineage: Eukaryota; Metazoa; Nematoda; Chromadorea; Rhabditida; Onchocercidae. The record is from the annotation of a GenBank genome assembly.